Doryrhamphus excisus (bluestripe pipefish) is the source of this 4698-nucleotide messenger RNA. It is a transcript of the gene ip6k1, whose product is annotated as inositol hexakisphosphate kinase 1. NCBI's taxonomy places the organism in Eukaryota, Metazoa, Chordata, Actinopteri, Syngnathiformes, Syngnathidae. The record is from RefSeq and is a predicted model, not a curated record. Gene Ontology annotation, molecular function: inositol hexakisphosphate kinase activity. Gene Ontology annotation, biological process: inositol phosphate biosynthetic process; phosphatidylinositol phosphate biosynthetic process. Gene Ontology annotation, cellular component: cytoplasm; nucleus.
AAAUUCAGCACAACCGACACGGAUAGCGAGUGUGUUGCCAGGCUAAGGUCAACAAACUGGCCAGUCUGACAGCUAACAAACAUGCUAAUAUGCUAACUAACGUGCUAACCGAGCAAAUUGUCCGAAUGUCAGUUAUUGUUAGCCUCAAUGCACACCUUUUGUUGGAAACACCGGGGAAUAUAUCUUGGAUAACUUUUGUAGCUCGCUAGUUGGAUAUUGUUUGGAGGAAUACGUGAGGAUAUUGAAAACUUUGCUACAUCACGUCAAAAACACAGUCAGCUCCAUGCCUCUACACUCUCUGAUGAUGAGGGAUAAGUGACGUGACUACUAGCAGCAGGCAGUGAGUGACCGCUCUGAUCGGUGAGCUCCACCAUCGUGGCACUCUCUCUGGCUUCCACUGCCCACUCCUGACCACCACACCCCUCCCCCCGUCCUAAGCGGGUCGCUGUCCUGCCGGCGGUGGAGUGGAGGACUCUGAUUGGAGAACUCACAAGGUGGUUUUUCGGUCUGGCGCCGCCUCCCCCUGGGGCCGGCGUGCGCUCCCAGCAGCCCGUGGUGCCCUGCGCCCCGCCCUCACCGUCACUGCCCGCCAGAGCCCAUGUGCCAGGAGGAGGUGCGGUUCGUCCGCCAGGAGCCAUGUGCCUCCCUCAUACCAACAACAUGGACAACAAGCUACAGGGGGCGGGGCCAGGGGGAGGAGCUUCACUUCGAUCCCGAGGAGGCGGUGUUCCAUUGGAGCCCUUCAUGCACCAGGUGGGGGGUCAUACCAGUAUGAUGCGCUAUGAUGACCACACGGUGUGCAAGCCUCUGAUCAGCAGGGAGCAGCGUUUCUACGAGUCUCUGCCUCCAGAGAUGAAGGAGUUCACCCCGGAGUACAAAGGUGUGGUGCUAGUGUGUUUUGAAGGUGACUCUGACGGCUAUAUCAAUCUGGUGGCGUACCCCUACGGCGACAGCAACGCGGAGGCCGGGGCCGGCGAGCAUGAGGAGGCACCCGAGAGGGAGCAGCCAAGGAGGAAACACUCCCGCCGCAGCCUCCAUCGUUCCUCCUCCUCCUCGGAACACAAGGAGGAGCGAAGCGAUCGCGACACAGAUUCUUCUGAUAACAAUCUCACGGAGCUGAAGAGUCCGAGAGUGGAACCAAAGAUUCACUUGGACCUUCCCUUCCAGAUGCUGGACUGGAACAGCGGUUUGAGCUCAGAGAAAAUCAGCCACAAUCCCUGGAGCCUCCGCUGCCACAAGCAGCAGCUCAGCCGUAUGAGGUCUGAGUCCAAGGACCGAAAACUCUUCAAGUUCCUGUUGUUGGAGAAUGUGGUUCACCACUUCUCGUACCCCUGCAUCCUGGACUUGAAGAUGGGCACCAGGCAGCACGGGGAUGACGCCUCGGAGGAGAAGGCAGCUCGGCAAAUAAAGAAGUGCGAGCAGAGCACCUCAGCGACACUGGGGGUGCGACUCUGUGGCAUGCAGGUGUACCAGCUCAACACCAGCCACUACCUCUGCAGGAACAAGUACUACGGCCGCGGCCUGUCCAUCGAAGGCUUCCGCCAGGCCCUCUACCAGUACCUGCACAACGGGCGGGGCCUGAGGCGGGAUCUCUUUGAGCCAAUCCUGAAUAAGCUUCACAGUCUGAAGGCGGUGCUGGAGCGGCAGGCGUCCUAUCGCUUCUACUCGUCUUCACUGCUCAUUAUCUACGAGGGAAAGAAGCCUGAGCCUCCCGCGGGUUUCAGUCCUGGACAGCUCGUUGUCCGACAGAAGACCGCCGGGGGUCCUGAAGAGCCUCAUUUUUGUCCCACGCCCCUUGCGCCUCCGGCUACCGACACUCCCUGCGCCGCCGACAUGAGCCACGAGGAGGACCCGGACCCGCCGGCCCAUCAGGGACCCGCACCGGUGGCUCCACCCUCACCUCAUCCUCCCCCCGUGGCCCCACCCACAAAGUCAGGCUGCCACUCCACCCCCUCGCCGCACCCCCAUCCAGACUCUCCCUGCCCUGCUCCCAGCCUAAUCCCCCUCCCUCCGGCGCCCUCGGCCCCCUCGCCCCAGCAGCCCCCUCUGGUGGACGUUCGUAUGAUCGACUUUGCCCACUCCACCUUUAAAGGUUUCCGCGGCGACACGGCAGUGCAUGAUGGACCCGACCGGGGAUAUGUGCUCGGGCUGGAAAGCCUGAUCCAAAUCCUGGAGAGCCUGCGGGCCGACAACCGUCAGUAGUGUGGAACAUCUGUUCAGGAGCAGACGUCUCGACGUCUCGUUAACAGAAGUGGAUCCCUCACAACAUCGCCAUGGCAACAUGGGCAUUCUACAGUCCAGUAGUAACUAUAGCAACAGCCACGAGGCAGGACCGUGGAGCCCGAAAUACAUCUGACCUGCACUUGAGGCUCAACACACACACACACACACACACACAAUGAUAUGAUGCAUUCCCUCCGCCCCAAACCCCGUGACCAUCAUAGUGGUCAGUGCUGUCAAUCAACCCCAACCUCCCACCCCCUUUCUCUUCACCAAACCUGCACAGGUGAUUGCUCCAGGCACAUCUUUUAAAGCAAUAGAUAGCGACAAGAGGUGAAGACUUUUUUUUCUUUUUGUUCCCUGAGCAGGGAGAAUCUCAACCGUGAGAAGUAGAGACGCUUUCCAACUGCUUUGUGCUUUGUAUUGUCACUAUAGUUUGUCAUUCAAAUUGAUCCACUUGGCCAUCGCUUCAGUCACAAAUAGAUCUUUGUGAGGUAUGUGUUGGGUAUAUUCCCUAACAAAGGCCAUGAAAAGACCAGAAGUGACCAUGUCUUGUCAUAAUGCUGUUUUUUUUUUUUUCUUCAGACACAAUCCCAGGGCAUGCUGGAAAAAGAGUCACUAUAAGUACAGCAUGUUCUGGAUGUGAUGUCAAGAGUACUGUACUUGGUGCACAAACUUGAUAUUAUUUAGUCAAGUACAUCCCACCCCUCUUUUGAAAUGACCUGCACUUUUCCACUACAUUUUCAGAACCUCUUUAAAAAGGGAUUUGUUGUUACCAAACUCUAGAAUAGCAAGUCUUUUGUGGAUGUCUGUUCCGGGUGAUCUUAUUGGGAAAAAAUAUGUUUAAAAAUCACCAAAACAACACAACCUGAUUUUUUUAUUUUAGUUUCAAAACACUGUCGUACAAUAUUGUCAAAUGGGUGCAUUUGAAAUGCUCAACUGUCAGCCAGCCAGCCAGUCAUGCUUUAAAAAUGACGCACGUCCUCCUCUGGUGACGUCACCACAAACGUGCCAUCGUCCACUGUCUCGUGAUUGGUCAGCGCCUACCGCUCAGAGCAAAUCAGCUGUGCGCAGUUAUGCGUCCCUCCAGAAAGCGGAUGUGGUGGCAAUUUACUGCCCCCUGCUGGUCAGCAACAGACGCUCCAGAAGCUGGAGCCAUUAAGAAUGAGAGAACAAAUAGUAAUAUUUUAUUUUUUUGGUUUAUUGAGGUGAUAAUUUAUUUUUUUAUUGUACCUUUACCUCUAUGUAUGUGGGUAAAUGUCUUAUAUUUUCCAUGUCUCUCCCAAAAGUGUAAAAAAAAAAAAAAGAGAUUAUGUGCUCACAGAGUGAUGACAUUUCAGGGGAAUAUUUAACAGUAUUAAUUCAGCAUACUGUUGUCUGUUUGGCCACAGGACACUCCAGCCAAACUUUGCUUGGCACCAUCCAACAGGUUGAGUGUGUGUGUGUGUGUGUGUGUGUGUGUGUGUGUGUGUGUGUCUCAUUUUUGCUUUGCCUCACGUAACCUUUGCAGGCGUUGGAUGCACGUUGAACCUAUUUAUAGUGAUUUCACCAUCACACGGUCCAACAUUCUAGUUCUUGUCCCUCCUCCUCCUCCUCACAUGUAUGUUGUCAUGUCUGUUGUCUCCAUUUAUUUUCUACAGAUGACACCAUCCCCACUGUUUGGUAGAACAGUGAAAGUGAGAUUAAAACUUUCCAGAUGUUUUUUUUGGCCUCCUGUUUGAAGUUAUUGAUUUUUGUGCAGCAAGUGAGUAAGAUGUACUUGUCAGAAUAGUUGGUUAAAAUUAAAACUGAAAUACUUUUAAUUAGAAUUCUGGCUUUCUACAGCACAGAGACGUCACAAAAAAGGCAACUAUAUCUGAUUGUUUCACACACACAAAAAAAACUUAAAUUUUGUGUUUGUUGUCAUCCCAGCUGAUUUGCAUCUUGUCAUCCAUGAAGGUCGUACUCCCGGUACAGGACAUAGUCCUUCAGUCUCCCCGGCAAUGGCAGGAAGCUCAUGAAGACAGGCGACCGCAAACGAAGACGACCGAGACAACGGCGAAUCCUUAAACGACAGAGAUGCUGCAGGCAGCGAGCGUUCUCUGAGGAGAUGGAAGGACCAAAUAACUCUUGAUUAUUCAUCAGGUACAUCUGCACAUAAACAAAUCUACAAAUGUGUAUCCAUUUAGCAAUGUACUAUAAGAAUGGUUAAUACAUCACAGCAUAUCAUAGCAAUCCCCGGCUACCGCGUCAAUGUGACUCCAAAUAAGCACUCAAGAUUAUUCAUCAGGUACAUCCUCACAUUCUAACAACAAAUCUACAAAGGUCUUAAUGUGUAUCCAUUUAGCAAUGUACUAUAAGAAUGGUUAAUACAUCACAGCAUAUCAUAGCAAUCCCCGGCUACCGUGUCAAUGCGACUCCUUGAGGCUGUAAGCAAUAGCGUUAUCAUGUCACCUUGCAGCCUACAAAUGUCGCUCCACUGCUGCUGCUCCAUGAGGG